Clonostachys byssicola is the source of this 2346-nucleotide messenger RNA. The record is from the annotation of a GenBank genome assembly. Lineage: Eukaryota; Fungi; Ascomycota; Sordariomycetes; Hypocreales; Bionectriaceae.
AUGAACGGCUUUCCAGGCCGCCACGCGCAGCCUGCACCGGUAUGGCAGGAACAUCAUACCAAUGAUGGUCGAGCCUACUACUAUAACAAUGUUACCAAAGCGACGCAAUGGACCAAGCCCGAGGAAAUGAUGUCGCCGGCAGAGCGCGCUCUCGCCAACCAACCCUGGAAAGAAUACACAGCCAAGGGUGGUCAAAAGUACUGGUACAAUACGGAGACUAAGGAGAGCUCCUGGGAGAUGCCUGAUGUGUACAAAACCGCUCUUGGUUCAGGGUCAACCCCCGCUCCUGCGCAGACACCAGUGACACCCGCGACACCAUCGUCAUUCGGUGGAGGCUAUGGAGGCUCAUUCGAUCAGGGGCGCGACCAUCGCGAUUCUUACACCGAGUCACGACAACUACCUGCCCCAAACGACCCCAAGGCUCAGAUAUUUGUGCCCGAAACGAAUGAUCCCGAAUACGCGACAGUCGAGGAAGCCGAGGCUGCCUUCUCUAAGCUACUUCGUCGAAGUGGUGUUCAGCCAGACUGGACGUGGGAGCAGACCAUUCGAGCCACAGCCCGCGAUCCCCAGUUCCGCGCAAUCAAAGACCCCAAAGAUCGAAGAGACGCUUUUGAGAAGUUUUGCCAAGAUGUUAUCAUCCAGGACAAGGAGCGUGCCAAGGAGCGGUUGGCUAAACUUCGAACUGAUUUCGAGACCAUGCUUAAGCGGCACCCCGAGAUUACCCAUUAUACGCGCUGGAAGACUGCGCGCCCCAUGAUUGAGGGGGAAACCAUUUUCCGGUCUACCAACGACGAGUCGGAGCGGCGCCAGCUCUUUGAAGAAUACAUUAUUGGCUUGAAGAGAGCCCAUGCCGAACAGCAGGCCUCUAUGCGAAAGAGUGCCAUCGACGGCCUGGUCGAUCUUCUUCCCAAACUCAACCUGGAGCCCUAUACUCGAUGGUCUGAUGCACAAGGAAUCAUUUCUACAACCCAACCGUUUCAAAGUGAUGCCAAGUACCAGACUCUCAGUCAGCUCGACAUGUUAUCCGCCUUCCAAAACCAUAUGAAGGCCCUUGAGCGCGCGUUCAAUGACUCUAAGCAGGAGGAGAAAACUCAGAAGUUCCGAAAUGAGCGGAAAGCUAGAGAUGGCUUCAAAGCACUAUUGAACGAGCUCCGUGCCGACGGUAAGAUCAAUGCAGGCACUAAGUGGGCGCAAAUCCACCCCUUGAUUGAGAAUGAUCCAAGGUAUCGAAAUAUGAUGGGCCAUGGCGGCUCAACACCACAAGAGCUCUUCUGGGAUCUCGUAGAGGAGGAGGAGCGUGGGCUUCGUCAGCCGCGUAACCACGUUCUUGAUGUUCUCGAGGACAAACGAAUUGAACUCAACCCUAACAGCGAUUUGGAAGAGUUUAUAUCCACGAUGAAGGGUGAUCGGCGCACGGCCGAUAUCAGCCGAGAUGUUUUGAACCUCAUUUUUGACCGGCUACGUGAGAAACGUACCUCUAAGCGUGACGAUCGCCGGGCAGUUGAUGACCUACGGACGUUUAUGAAACGAAUGGAGCCACCUAUUACUCUCAACGACUCUUAUGAAAAGGUUAGACCCCGACUAAUCAAAGCAGACGAGUUCCAGGCUGUUACGUCAGAGGAGUCUAGAAGAUCCGCAUUUGACAAACACAUGCGUCGCCUUCGAGAGAAGGAGGAGGACGCCCACCGAAGGGACAGGCGCCGUGACCGUGCGUCUGUGGAGAGGGAUCGCCGAGAGAGAGAUCGGUCCAGAGGUGAGCGCUCUCAUCGCAGCAGUGGCCGCCCUCGACGAAGCCGCAGCCCCGAAGCGGAUGCCUAUGAGGCAGACAGACGCAAAGCAAUUGCGGAGCGUGAGCGAAACCACCGCAAAUCCACUAUGGCGGAGAAUCUAUUAUCCACUGACCGUGGCCGUUUAUCUCCUCCACCUCGCCGUGAGCGCGAGCGGGAGCGUGACCGAGACAGAGAGAGGGAGAGAGACAGAGACAGGGAUUACGAUCGCACCCCCCGCUCUCGCCGUGACGAUGACUCGCAUUAUGAUCGCGAGCGACGAGACAGAGAGGAGGAGCGAGAGCGACUCUACCGUCGGCGUGUUGACCGCAGCUCCAUUGAGGAACUCCCAUAUGGUGACGAGCGACCUUCAGGAUCAAGCUCUCGACGCCGUCGAACAGAAAAUGAAGAUGACUACGCUCGUAGAGAUUCGCGAGAUUCCAAGAGGUUGAAACGGGAGCCAUCGCGCGAGCGCACCCCUCAACGUGAAGCCCCAGUUCAUACCAAGACUCCUCCUGCUAACCCACCACCAGCACGAGAUGCAAGGUCCGGCAGUGAGGAAGGAGAAAUUGAGGAAUAG